UCUUUUCAACAGACAAUUACCAAGCAAACAUGAGCUCGUAGCGUAGUUGCAGUUGUGUUCCUAAUCUUGAAGUGGUAAUACACUCGACCACCGGGAAAUUUCCCCCAAAUCUAUAAGAAAUAGCUUAUGCAAACCAUUGUGGCGACUGUGUUUCGAUAGUUUAAUAUGUUCGUCAUAACUGACGUCGAUCCCGAUCCGAGACAUCCUGCCCGACAGUCGAAAGCAUUCCCCACAAUAACGAAACCCAAUUUGGUUGGAUUUUUUAGCCUUAACCAUGACCGGAAGUAUGACCCAUCGGCGGUGCAGCUUAAGUACCUUACACUACCACCCGGGCCGAGAACAGACCUGCGACUCGAUCUUAACGAAGGGUUCGAAAUACAUCACCCGAAACCGAGCAGUGCAAAAGAGGAAAAGAUCGAUAUGCUGCUGAACUUCAUACGCCAAGCAGAACGACCGCGGGAACUAUGGACCACAACGGCGAAGGGUCGAUUAAAGCUGAAGCAUGAUUUUGUAUGCUUCCGUGGUUUGCUUAGGAUGAUUUCCUGCACACCGUACGAUUGGAAAACGCCAUGGAUCGUGCAGGCAGUACGCUAUCGUGGCACAAUUUACCUGUGCGAAAAGCCUACCACCGAAAAGCUUGAAUCGGAACGCAACGAAACGGAACAGCAGAAGCGUUUCUGUUACUAUGGCUUCAAGUUCGAGCAGUACAUACUUACGGAGCAACCCCACAGCAAACCGGACACGUCGGCACCGGUCAUGCUGGGGGAGGAAUUCUGCUCCAUGUUCGAUACGACAGUUGCCGGCCAUCGGGUGCUUUAUGGUGCGGAAAUGGAUGGUAUCGUUGCGUCGAACCAACCACUCGAUCGCGAACGGCUUCGGUUAGAGGAACUGCGCCGCUGCGAGUUUGUAGAGGUGAAGGUAAAGCGCAAGGAAACGACCCAACGACAGGUGGACAAUUUCCACCGGUUCAAGACAAAGAAUUGGUGGUGCCAAAGCUUUCUGGUGAACGUACAACGACUGGUUGUGGGGUUGCGUGACGAUGCGGGAAUUGUACGAGAAAUAAUCGACAUGAAACUGAACGACAUUCAGCGUGAUUCCCGUCCAUUCUGGUCACCAUCAAUCUGUAUGAACUUUUGUGCGGAAUUUCUUUCGGAAGUGGUGCGCACAAUUGGCGAAACCGAUAACAGCCGUAAGGUUUAUCAGUUUGAGUACGAUUCGCGGGAAAGUCGCCGGGUACGAUAUCGGGUACUGCCGGAGGACGAAGGCCACCGGGAAGCGUUUCUUCCGGAUUGGUACACGGGGUACGUUGAAAAAAUGCAACCUAAGUUCUAG
Molecule: messenger RNA, 1332 nt
Organism: Anopheles funestus (African malaria mosquito)
Lineage: Eukaryota; Metazoa; Arthropoda; Insecta; Diptera; Culicidae
Product: decapping nuclease DXO homolog
Exons: 1
Coding region: 166-1332 (388 amino acids)
Biological process (GO): nuclear-transcribed mRNA catabolic process; NAD-cap decapping
Cellular component (GO): cytosol; nucleus
Molecular function (GO): mRNA 5'-diphosphatase activity
Source: RefSeq, a predicted model, not a curated record